UUGCUUGCUAUAUUAUCCUAUCAAGACUCCUUGGGUGUUUGCCACUCCACUCCUAAAUCGACGAUGGAUAAGAAGAAGAAGAAGACUCCAAGAGAUCAUCUCCAUGUAAGCAAACAAGACUCCGAGCGAGUGAGCAACCUGAGCGUCCCUCCCCAAGCAGCAGAAGCCCUCCACAGCUUCUACGAAGACUUCACCCUGAGAGGCAUCCGGGUUGACCGAUUCCAACCGGGUGGUUCCAUCUCAUGCUCUUUCACAGUCCCCCCUCGUCUCACCGAUAGAAAUGGGAAUCUGGCGGUGGGUGCGAUUGCGAAUUUGGUGGAUGAGAUUGGGGCGACGAUGGUGUAUGAAAAAGACGUCCCCAUGAAUGUUUCUGUUGAUAUGUCUAUUUCUUAUCUCUCUACGGUCAAUCUCAAUGACGAGUUGGAGAUUAGCGCAAAGCUUCUUGGCGGGAAAGGGGCUGUUAAAGGAACUCUUGUUGUUUUGAAAAACAAGUUAACCGGAGAGGUUAUCGCAGAAGGACGACAUUCGUUGUUUUCCAUAACACGAAGCAAAAUCUGACUGGUAAGAUGAGCCUGAAGCAAAGAGUUUGCUGCUGUGUGUAUAGAAGAAUACUUGAUGAUGUAUGUAUGUCCACUUUGGAUAUAGAUAUGAAUGUUUCUGUGGAUAAGGUUGUAGUAUGUAUGUAUGUAUGUUUAUAUUCCUGAAGCAUGGCCACAUAUGAAUGAGAACCGCUUUGAGAAAA
Messenger RNA from Helianthus annuus (common sunflower), 742 nucleotides. RefSeq lists its product as uncharacterized. The transcript has 3 exons. The record is from RefSeq and is a predicted model, not a curated record. Bases 64 to 558 code for a protein of 164 amino acids. NCBI's taxonomy places the organism in Eukaryota, Viridiplantae, Streptophyta, Magnoliopsida, Asterales, Asteraceae. Gene Ontology annotation, molecular function: fatty acyl-CoA hydrolase activity.